AUGUCGGAACGAGAAGACUCUCCAUCUUCACAUCAUCCUCUUCCUCCUUCUGAAUCUCUCUGUUUCUUCUUCUUCUUCAAAAUCCUCCUUCAUUCCCUUCAAAUCUUCUCCAGAAACAAACGCCAUUUCUUCUCCCUCUUCCUCUUCCUCUCCCUCCCUCUCUCUCUCCUCCUCUUCACCCUCUCCCUCUCCUCCCACCCUCUCAAAUCCCACAUCCUCCACCUCGAAUCCGUCCUCCGCCAUUCCCCCACCCGUUUCGAGUUCCGCCAUGUCUUCUCCGAGUCCCGCAACGACGCUUUCUCCCUCCUCCGUCUUCGCGCCGCCUUCUUCUUCCCCAUUUACGCCCUUUCCCUUUUUCUCGCCCUCGCAACCGUUUCCUCCACUCUUCUCUCCUUCCAAUCCAAACGUCCUUCUCUCAAAUCCGCUCUCGCCGGCUUCAAAAACACCUGGACUCGUCCUCUUGUUACCACGAUUUGUAUCUACGCCAUUCUCGUUGCCUACUCUGUUCUCCCCAAUACUCUCGCUUCCAUCUCUCCUUCUCUCCCUCUAAGAUUUGUGGUUUUGGUGUUUGGCGUUGUUUUCGAGGUGUAUUUGAUUUCGAUCUUGAGUUUAAGCCUUGUUGUGUCGAUUGCUGAAGAUAGAUUUGGCUUUGAUGCGAUUCGUGUUGCGGCCGGCUUGAUGGCGGAUCGGAAGUUAUGUGGUUCGAUUCUUACGGCGAUGUUUCUUCUUGCGUCGAGUUCGAUCUCGUCGGAGAUGGAGGGCCUUAUGGAUGGCGUUGAUCAUUGGAUGAGGUCCACGGCGGCGGUGACGUCGAAUGUCGUGAUCGGCGUUGGGGAUAAGAUCGGGUUAAUUUCUUUGUACGGCAUGGUAAUUAUUUCCGGGUAUGUGGUAACUACGGUUUUUUACUGCGAGUGUAGAAAAAGGGAUUUUGUUAGGGUGGAAAAUGAAGAGGAUCGCGAUCAUAUUGUCAUGGUUUAA
Messenger RNA from Benincasa hispida (wax gourd), 978 nucleotides. RefSeq lists its product as uncharacterized. Lineage: Eukaryota; Viridiplantae; Streptophyta; Magnoliopsida; Cucurbitales; Cucurbitaceae. The record is from RefSeq and is a predicted model, not a curated record.